Messenger RNA from Salpingoeca rosetta, 11442 nucleotides. RefSeq lists its product as uncharacterized. NCBI's taxonomy places the organism in Eukaryota, Choanoflagellata, Craspedida, Salpingoecidae. The record is from RefSeq and is a predicted model, not a curated record. Gene Ontology annotation, cellular component: midbody; centrosome. Gene Ontology annotation, biological process: double-strand break repair via homologous recombination; mitotic cytokinesis; regulation of cytokinesis. The coding region runs from base 1 to 11406 and encodes 3801 amino acids. Gene Ontology annotation, molecular function: phosphatidylinositol-3-phosphate binding. The transcript is spliced from 4 exons.
AUGCAGCCAAACGAACUCGACGAGAGCGAACUGGAGCCGCUGGUGGACGCCAUCGACACCGCGUUUGUGGAUGCGCUCGGCAUGCCACGUGACGAUGCGUACUCGCAGCUGGUCGAUGCGCUGCUCUCACACCACCACCCCUCGCUCUAUCGCCACGUCUGGGAGCGGCAGAAGGCGAGGAAUUGCGCUGCACUCGCGGAGCCGCAGGCAGUGGUUGACGCCGUCGUGCAUGCAAGCAACGAUCCGUCCCAUUUCUGGCAGGCGCUGUACCUGCACAGCCUCACAUCGGGCCAGCUCGUCACAGAGACACUUGCGGAGGCGGCUGCACACUGCGUGCACACGCGCAACUUUGACGGCCUUGCUGCGCUGGCGGCGUUACCGGCGACCGCCCCAAUCAUGUCGCGUGUGCUGCUGUGGAUAUGGCCGCUCUGCGCACACGAUGCAACGCUCGCCUCUCGUGUUCGCGCCAUCCUUCUCUCGAGCGAAGAAGCGCGUACUCGUGGCGAUGCUGGUCGUGGUAAAGGUGGCGGUGAUGUUGGUGAUGAUGAUGAUGGUGGGGAUGGUGGUACAGGAGCGCAUCAGGACACAAGUGACGGUGGUGACAAACGCAUGGAUGUUCCCGAGCAUCAUGAUCACAGCGACGCCACAGCGACAUCCGCCCCCGAUGCUGUUGCUUCGUUGAACGACCCAACCUCGUUGGAUUACUUUGACCACAUGUCAGCAUACCAAGUUGCCUUUGCUGAUUUGCUGGAGCGACACGGUAUUCCUGAUCCACACAACCAGCCGUCAUCACCAGACACGCAGCCGCUCUUCACAAACGUCAGCGAGCACCUUAACCAUGCAUCGAAUCGCCUCAAUCUCCGCAAUCCGUCCACCACGGCAGCUCUGCAGUCGCUGCUUGUGCGCCAGCCCGUGAGCACAUCUACGGACCACGCCGUGCACGUGCGCGACAUGAACAUCCUCAACUGCGUGCUGGCCAUCAAAGCCGCGAGGGACGGCGUUGUUGCGCUCGGUGAAACAGCGGCAGGAGCAGAAGAAGCAGCAGCGACACGAAGUUCUGCACCACGUCACGGUGCUGACGACGGUGAUGGUAACGGCAGUCACGGCGUUGAUGAUGAUGGCGAGCAACAGCAGGGGAUUGCAGCAAGCGUUGGUGAUGGUGGUGGUGUAGACGAGGAACUGACCCGCCCCUCUGCCACAUCUGCUGCCACUGCGGCCAAGGACGCGUUUCUGCGACACCUGGACCGCAUCUCGUACCGCCCGCUCGCUGUUGCGUCGCUCGAAGCCGCGUUCUCGCUCGUCUUUGCAACGGCCGACGAUUUCACACAGGACGACUGCCCAGCAUGGCUGAAAAGCGCAGUCGAGAAAAAACAACAGCAACAGCAACAACAACAGCAACAACAGCAGCAGCAGCAGCAUGUACGCGCAUCUCGCGGUCACGGUGCUGUUGACGGAGGCAAUGGUGGUGAUGAUGGUGAUGGUGGUGAUGUUGGUGGUGAGCACGUGGCAACAACGGCGCCUGCAUCAUCUGACCAACAAGGAGUCCACCAAGGCGAAGAGCAACCCCACCAGUCACAACAGUCGCAUCAGUCACAUCAGUCCCAGCAGUCACAUCAGUCGCAGCAGUCACAGCAGUCCCAUCAGUCGCAGCAGCAACAGCAAGGGGACAGCGUGUCGUCAUCGCCGCCUUCGCCCGUGUUUGUGUGCAGCGCCGGUGCUGUUGAGUUUCUGUGCGAGAUUGUCAAGGCGGGACUGGACUGCCUGCAACGACGCGACGAGGAAGAAGAGCAAGCGAACGAUGCAAAACACCCAGGCGAAGCAACAGCAUUCAGCCCUCAAGCAGAGGAGACAGCAGCCGCAACAACAGCAGCAGCAGAAACAACAACGACAACAGCGGAGGAUGGUACAACGCAAGCAGAAGCGACAGGUGCUGCUGCAGUUGAUGGGGAGGACAGUACCGCGCCCACCACGGGUUUGCAAGAGCAGCAGCGUGCUCAUGGGUGGAAGCUGUGUCCUGGCGAUGACACGGCAAGUGCAUUGGCGGCCGAGAUGCUGGCUGGCGUGUGCGCACUGCCUGCCGCUGCUUACCACGCACGCAAGGCGGCACUGAAGCGACGUCUGGAGGAAACAACAUGGCGCGUCUCCCUGCUGACACGCACGCGCGGGCUGAGCGCCACCAACGCGCUGUUGAACGCGGCCGACGGCGGUGCUGGAGUGGAUCUGACGCUGCGGUUCCUGCUGGCUGCGCCCUCCUCGUUGCUCGUCACCUGUCUCAAGGCAGGCGAGUUCUCCCAGGCAGAGGCCGUGAUCCAGCUGUACUCGCUCACGGGCCAGCUGGCUUCGGAUGCCGUGUUUGCGCAGGAGUUGGCAGAUGUUGCCGCUGCGCUGGCACUGCACCGCGGUGUUGAACGGCGACUGGACUCGCUGCUCGCCAAACUGCCGCCGGCACUCGGCGUGCGCACGCUGGUUGACCUUGUGCUCACGUCCGCCACGCGCGCGGAGGAGUGCAGGAUGCUGCUGGCAAGGGCGCGCCAACUCCUGGCGGCGGCAGCGGACGGGCAGAACGAUGACGGCGCCAGCAGCGAUGCACCAGCAGCUGCCGUCAAUGGAGAGGGGGGCGACGAAGACACCAGUGGUGCUGAUGGUGCUGAUGCUGUGGACGGGGGCGAUGCUGCGCAUGUGACUGCAACCACAGACGCUGCAACCACAGAUACAGACACCACAAUCACCACAGACACCACCACCACCACAGCCACCCCAGACACAACCACCACCACCACCACUACGGCCAGCUCCAGCGAUAGCAGUGGAAAUGGUGGCAACAGUUUGGCCGUGUUUCAGGAGUUGCUGGACCGGUUGGAGAAGAUGGUGUCGGCACACAGCGCUGCGGCACAAGCAGUCAUCUGCCAGGAGACCAACCCAUUCAGCACGGAUGAAACCCUCGCUCGCAAGAUGCGAUAUCAGCACUUGCGCGAUGCGCUUGCUGUCAUGCAGCGGGCACUGCGAGCAGAGGCGAAUGCAGCAGCAGCAGCAGCAGCAGCAGCGCCAGAGCAGCAAGCGUGGACUAGUGCACACGCAUCACAACAGCAACAGCAACAACAGCAGCAACAGCAGCAGCAACAGCGGCGGCAACAAGAGCAGCAGGAAGAGGCUGAGGCCGAGGUGGCAGCAGCGGUGACAGAUGUGCAGCACGCCCUGCAGGACUGCUGUGCGCUGCCCAACAGCGUGCCGUACUUGUCCACGCUCUUGCAGCAGUUUCAAGCGCUGUCACAGGCCGUGCGCACCGCCUUCCCCGCCCACGCGCCCACGUUUGGCGUGUCACAAGUGCUGACUCAGCAUCCAACCCGCCUCAUCUGCGCAUGCGUGCUGCACCCCGACACGCGGCUCUCUGUGCAAGAGGCGCAUCACCUGUGCAACACGCUCCGGCUUGACUUGCCUUACCUCCUCAUUCGUGAGCUCACGUCCCAGCUGCCCAUUGGCGCGCCUUCCUCACACCAAGCAAUAGCUGGUAGCUCCAAGACAGCCAGUGGCGCCUCAAGCGCAUCGUCCCGCAACGCAACUGCGUCAGCAGCCGUGCCCACGGUGUCUGCUCACACGGUUGCCUGCAAGCAAUUUGGCCUGUCCACGUGCCGUGCCCUCGUCCGUGCAGGCUCAAGUCCGCUCAACACCAUCACCAGCAGCAGCAGCAGCAGCAGCAGCACUGCUCGUGGUGGCGAGCAGCACGGUGACAGUGGCGGUGACAGUGGCGAUGACAGCGUGGGCAGAAGUGACGAUGAUGACAAUGGCGAUGAAUCAAGCGUGGCUGCGUCGCUGCCGCUGGGCCGUCACGUGUCUGAUGACACUGACGACCCGCGUAACGCGUGCAUCCUCUCGCAUGACCUCUUGCGCACGCUGCUGCUGCUGGUGGAGCGGUGCAGUCGCGAUUUCAACGGCUGUGACGACGGCGACGACACCACCAACAAUCCGUUUGCAAGCAGCUUUGCCUCAUACACUGGCGGUCUCCUGUCGACACCAAGUGGCAUGGAUGGCAGUGGUGGCAGCGGUGGCAGCGUUGGUGCCCGUGGUGCUGGCUCGGUGUUUCCGCCAUCGCCGACCGAGGAGGCCGUGUACCGUGCCCGCAGCACGACGUGGGCGCGCGCCGCUGCUGAGGACCCGAUACCACCGGCAGCCGUGUUCUCCACAGCGUUUCGCCAAUACGUGUGCGCAUGUGCAGAGUACAGGCAGUGGCGGGUGGAUGUGCGUGCGCUUGCGCGCGUGGACUUCUCGCCCCUCUCAGCGGCGGAGCAGCGGUGUGCGUUUAUCAACCUGAUCAACAUGCUGCAGCUGCACGCGUGCGUUGAGGUGCAGCCCCCGCACGGCCUUGUGGACAGGCUGGAGUGGGCCAACACCAUUGGCUACAAGCUUGGCUCCCUCGGCACCGUGUCCCUGGCAGACCUGGAGAACGUGUUCUUCCACUCGAACCAGCCGCGUCCACGGCUGCUCGGGCUGCUGCAAGACAUGCAUCCUGUCCACAUCCCAGCCAACCAUCCGCUCGCCGAACACGUGCUGCGGCCAGUCAGCCCCGAGCUCCACUACCUGCUGUGGCGUGCACAGCUGUCGUCGCCGUCCCCGGUUGCAGUGCUGCCCAAGUCCCUGCAGACGGCGGUGGGCAACAUGCGUACGCAAUUCCACCUGCGCAGCCUGCACCCUGCCCCCGCUGCGGCCGCACUCACCCUCUCGCCCUACUUUGGCCUCUACUCCCGUGAUCUCGGCCUCAACCUGGACAUGCCUCUCUCGGCCUGGCGCGCGGGAACACUGCACCACCUCCCCACCGCAGGCGCCACGGAUACCACCAUCGAUGCCGGUGAUGGCGGUGGGAGUGGCCGAAGCAGUGCACGUCGAGACGUGUCUGACACGUCACAUACGUCGCACGCUGCCACUGCUGCGAAUGGUGGGGCAACUACCGACGAGGAGGAAAGGGCAAACACAAAGGCAGGGCGGGAGCUGGCGCAGUUGGUUGAGUACUGCACGGAGCCGCUGCCAAAGAACCUGAGGGACGCGCGCAGCGUUCGCGAGGCCACGUCUCUGCGCAUCACCCGCUACCACUUUGAGCCUGCGUGUGUAUUCCACUUUGGAGCCAUCAACGUGCAGCACGGCGCCAACGACGCCGCGAUUGUGCCCGAGCUGAAGGCGCUCCUGGGCGAGGGAUCAGCACACACGGCUACAACGACGACCGCCACCCAUGCUGCUGCGGUUGAUGCGGAGCAGCGGCUGGUGAACCAGCACCUGCGCGCUGGACAGGGCCUGCCUGACGACGUGCUGGAAUACCUGCAGCAGUCGGAGACAACCAUGUUUGAUGUUGCUGUUGUCUUUUCCGAGUUUGUGGGCCUGCUUGCCUCCAACCGUGGCACUGCCCCACAGCAGACAGUCACACAGCAGGAGGGCGGCAGGCGGCGCAACCGACCAGGCAGCACCAGCAGCUUCAUGUCGUCGCAGCACCAGCAGGGCAACCAGGCGCCACACACCCCAACAAAGCACACCUCGGAUGAUGCCUCUGCUGUUCUCGAGUCCACGCCAUCCAGCCCGUUCCUCGCCGUGCCUGCACGCACGCCGUCCCGCGCAGCAGGUGCAGCAAGUACGUUGCUCUCGUCCGUGUCGCCCGUUGGGUCACCUCACACAACACGCCGCAGCGGCAGCACCAUCGGUGGUGUUGCGUCUGCUGUUCGAGGCGGUCGCACGAGCUCCAUCUCGUCGUUUGUGUCGACAACAACAACAGCGACAGAGGCGGUGUCUCUGCUCUCCGCCGACGCCCGCCCGCGCGGCCUGUUUGUUGAGUUUGAGCGGUACUGCGCGCUGUGCAGGACCGGGCCCGUGCUGGCGCUGGUGAAGCAGCGGCUGCGGCCGUUCCACCGCCUGUCGUCGCUUGCACAGCGCAUCGCCGAGGACGUGUGCUUCUCGCUCGAUGGCGCGCCACCCCCAGCAGGCGCCAGUGAUGGUGAUGCACAGGGGGGCGCUGUGGCCGGUGGCGAGGAAGCCGCCGUUGAAAGGGCCACUACCACCACCGCCACCAUUCGAGACGGUGAACGGAACAGCAACAACGGCUCACGUGGUGGUGGUGGUGGUGAUGCACAUGAUGGUGCAAGCAGCGACACUCCCUCCCAACAGCAAGAACAGUCCCAGGCAGCGGUAGCAGCAACACUGGUGGAGCCUCGCCCACGCCUGCUGCAGGCGUUUCUGCUGGACACGGAGGCCAACCCCGCACGAUCCUAUGCUGUGCAUCGACUUGUGGAGCGGUGGGUUGAGGCCGGUCUGUACAUGGACGCGUACAUCUUCUACUCGGCGACAGAGGGCACCACUGCGCCCAUCACGCACGACCGCCUGCUGGAGGCGUACAUUCGCUUUGACAAGCAGGCGCAGUACCAGCUGCCCGACUAUGUGCGCCGGUUCCAGAACAAGGUGCUGGGUGCCCAGGUGCUGCUGGAGCACUUGCACGUGCUGUCGAUGAAGGAUACGCUUGACCUGCUCCACCUCUUCCAUGAGCACCUGUCUGAACUGGCCAGCAGCGUGGAGCGCGUUGAUGCCGCCAUUGUGUCGUGCACACAUGCACUGCACGUGCAGCAGCUGCGGGCAACGGCAGCUACCAUCAGUCGCCGCCUUGACCAGAUGCGCUCCUUGCAGAAGAUUAUGGUGGCGUGCGAGGAUCUCUUGCCCUCGUGGCAGUCGCUUGUCCGCGUUGCAGCGCAGAGCCGUGUUGCUCGCGACGUGGCUGCAGGCAGUGACGGUGGCGGCAUGUGUGCGGGCGCGGGUGCCACGGACCGGUGCCUUGCCAAGUGUGGGUAUGUGCCCGUGGCCACGUGCGAUGCCCGUGACUGCUUGAGUGUGGGCGACACGACGUCCACCUUCGCCCGUGUGGGUGCUGGACGCAAGGGCCUACAGGCCUUGCCUGGCACAGGGAAGCGGGGAGCGAGUGCGUGCGGUCCCGGGAUCGGCAGUGAAGAUGCUGGUGUGGGCGCGAGCGAGCGCGAGUCGAUGGAUGACCUGCAGAACCUGAUUCUCUCCACGCUGUUGAAACGGCACGAGUUGGCGCUGGCGAAGGAGUGGGCAAAGAUGCACGACAAGGACCAGAAGGUGGUGUGGAUGGGCCACAUUGACAACAUGCUGCAGCAAGGGCAGGUUGAGCGCGCCAAGGAUGAGCUGGGCGGGCUGCCGGCUGCUGUUGCACUGGAGACGAGCUACGCCCUCCUGAGGAAGAUGUUGCUGGAUCGAAUCGACAAGCACCACCACGACCGCCGCCACCGCCAACACCAACAGCAGCAAGUGGCGGGUCAGCGGUCCCAGUCGCGGUCCUCUGGUGCAGCGUCCACGUCAGCGGCCGGCAGCGUGGUGUCGAGUUCGUGGCGCUCGGGCACGACACAUGAGGGCUACGCGUCGUCGUCAGUUGUCUCCUCAUCACGCGCCAACGGCACCUCUGGUGUGUCCACAAGCGUGGGCAUAUUCACAGCACCACACGGCAGCGGCAGCGGCAGUGGUGGUGGCGGUGGUGGCACACGCACGCACUCGUCGGCUGCCUCGGGUGUAUCCAUGUCGUCCACGACGGCAGCAAGUGAGAGGCGAUCGGGCGCUGGCAGUCGGGGCACAAGCAGCGGCGUGCACUCUGUUGCGCCUUCAAGUGUCCACGUCCACGGCGGGCAAGGCGCCCAAGGAGAUCAAGGCAAUGAAGGUGCAGGCAAUGGAAAUGACGGCAAUGGAACGAAGCGGAGGCUGUUUGGGCGGUUGCGCAGGCUGGGCAGACGCAAGGGCAGAGGAGGAGGAGGAGGAGGCAAUGGUAUCGAUGAGAGUGAUGUGCAUGGGGACGAAGGCGAAGGCACUGGCAGUGACAGUCCCGGUGUUGCAAGUGAGGUUCAGCAGGGUGUCCCAAGCGAUGGAGAGUGGGUGCGUGUGGAGCAAGAGGAAGGCCGGCUGGUUCGCGCGCCAUAUCUCAAAGGCCUGCUGAUGCUGUGCGAUUUCCUACUUGAGAACGCGCCCACAUCGACACCAAAGAAGAAGAAGAAAGCAGCGAAAACGGCGACAGACACGGCUGCAGCACCGACUGCAACGCGUGAGGGCGCCCCACACAAUGGUGUGGAGUCGACCGCGUCUCCUUCCAGAGUGCAGAGCGACAAGAAGACCCACAGCACCGCAGCAGCAAAGGGAGCAAAAAAGAUAGCGCCCGGCAAAUCGUCCACGUUGCGCUCCACGCCCCCAUCACCGCCAUCGUCGUCGUCAGCAGCAGCAGCAGGUGGUGGUGGCGAGAGCGUUGAUUUGGCGCGGGUGCGUGAGAGCCGGGUUGUGCUGACAAUCUUGGUGACGGUGCCCAUGCGUCUGCGCGCAUGCCUGCUGCCACUCACUGCCUCUGCGCCGCGCAUGGUGGAGCAGCUGCUUGUGCUGAGCGAGACGCGCGUCGUCGCCACGGUGCUGGGUGCACUUGACAGCAAGGCGCGUGCGCUGGCGCUGAGCAUGGACGGUCGAGAUGACCUCAAGUACAACCUGCCGUGCAUGCCUGCGGAGGAGGUGGAUGCGUGGGAGUCGUCGUCGUUUGCAUCGCACAGCGGCGUGAGCACAAGCAGCAUCGCCACACCCGCUCGCAGCACAAGCAGUGGCGCUGUUCGCGACAGACGCACCCCACAACAACAACAACAGCAGCAGCAACAGCUGUCGCAGUCACAGCAGCCAUCGCAGUCUGGCAAGAAGGGGCGAGCGCGCAAAGAGCCCCAGGUGACCAUCUACGGCAUGCCGCCGGCACCGACGGAGACAGCAGACGCAGCGCCCGCAGGGCCCUCUCCUCGGCAGCAGCGCAUUGAUCGCGCUGUUGCGUCGUGUGAUCUGCUGCUGUACUACGCACGCAAGGCGAUGAGCGUGGGGGAGACCAGCACUGCGCUGCUUGGGAUGGAGCGGCUUGCGCCCGAUGUGGCGAGUGCAGGCGACGGCUCUAGCCAGGCCACCAUUACGCCGUCGACACCGGCCUGGGGGCGUGGCAGCGGCGGCGGUGCUUUUGGUGGAGGACGUGUUGUGGAGGAAGAAGAGGAAGAGGAAGAAGAGGAAGGCGGGUUUGAUACGGACACUGAAGGGUUUGAGGUUGUGCGCCGGGGCAGAGUCGAUGAAGCUGGCCAGAGCAUGUAUGCCGACGAGUAUGGGCACAUGAUGGUGACGUUGGACGAGCGGGUGCGCGUUGCGUUGGAGACACGCGAGCAAAUCGUGCGGCGACGGCGGUUUGAGUACAUGCCCCACCCGGACUUUGUGCUGUGCUCGAUGCUGCUGGACAUGCACCCUGACGCGGCCAAGACGGCGCAGUUCUGCCUUGAUCUUGCCCACGACCUGUCGACGCUGCUUGUGCGCGGGCUUCGCGUCGACCUGUACUCGCUCACCACCUCCAUCUACCAGCUGCUGUACAUGGCGCGCGUCAAGUUCAACAAGGUCAACGACGUGGAGCGGGACGCCGUGUCGCAGGUGCUGCUGCGCCGCGCGGAGCUGCUUCGCUUCCUGGUGGCCAGCAACGUGCAUCGCCGCUUCCUGCUCUCGCUUGACGCGUUGGCGCGGCCGGAGUGUGUGCGCAGGCUGCAGCUGCGCCUUCUCAAGCAGAAGAUGUUCAGUCUCGCGUGCAGGGUUGCACUCAAGUGCCAGGUGGACGACACGGAUGCGCUGAUGCAGUGGGGCAUUGAGCUCCUGCGCGUGCGGUCGUACGACGAAGCGCGCGAAAAGCUCGAUAGCGCAUUACGCAAGACAACACGGAAGCCCAAACACUUGACGGACAUCUUGCGUCAUCUUGAGCAGGCGCCCACGCUUGAGAUCCAGCCGCCGGGCGACGACAGCGGGGACUUGGCGUUUAUGUGUCAAAACCUGCGACAACUCGCACAGACAGCAGCAGCGCAGCGCAACCGCGGGGGCGAUGUGGGUGGUGGUGGUGGUCGGAGACAACGCAAGGCGACAAGCAGCAGCAACGGCAACAGCAAAAACAGUCGUGGCGGUGGUGGGGUGACACGCUUACCGGCUGAUGCUGAGGGCCCGCUGGCUCUUCGUGCAGAGACACACGGGCGUGUGAGCAUGACGAGUCACUUGAGCAGGCAGCAGCUGCUGCUGGCGCGCCACCUGUGCACGCAGGCGUGCAACUGCCCCGACAAGCUGCUUGAGUUUUACGUGAAGCACGGGCUGUACGAUGCGGCGGUGCGGAUGGUGCUGCAUGAGCGGCUCGACCCGUCCCUCUUCCACGAGUUUGUGCUGUAUCCCGUGCUGUCGACACGGCGCCUGGCCGGGACGGUUGGGUUUGAAGAGUGCGCGACCGACCUCGACGCGCUGCUGCAGUGCAUGGAGCUUGAGGCUGCGCCCCGGACGAAACACGGCCUGGCGAAGACGGAGGGGCGGCGGCGGUGGUUGCCAUAUGUCCGCGUGUCCUGUCACCGGCUGCAGGAUAGGCUGCAGGUGAUGUACAAGUUGCAGCUGUUUGCGGACGACCACGUGAGCGCGGUGUCGACGUGCGUGGGUUUUGCCACGCAGGCCGGGCUGAGCAUGCACCAGCGCACGCAGUGGUACGAGCAAGCGGAGAAGCACCUGGAGGUGGUGGUGUCUGUGGACAAGGCGGCGUUAUCUGCACCGCCACCGCCAUCGCCGACGCGCUCGCGCACUUCCGGCGGAACCAUGUCCAGCAGCAGCGUGGCUUCAGCCGGCAGCGGCAGCAGUGUUGGCGGUGUUGGCAGCACGACUGCGCGCACUGCUGGACUGAGCCAUCCUGGGACGGCACGGUCGCGGGAGGAGGUGACGCUACUGCAGGCGAAGGUGCAGUGGCAGCGGCUGGCGGCGACGGUGUUCAACGAGCACAUGCAGGCCAUCCGAGACAGCGGGGAGGGCCGGAUGGAGGACGUGGAGAAGCUCAUGCAGCUGAACGUGUUCAAGUCUGUGGCGAUGGCGCGGCAGCUUGCCAUUGAGCUGCUGUGUCGCUCCACCGCGAGCACAGGCGUCAUCUUCAAGAACGUCCUGUCCAUGAUCCGACACCUCAAGCUCGGCAUGUGGGAGGUGUUUUCCAGCACAUGCAACCGUCUCGCCUCCGAAGCAGAGACUGCGCGGCUGAAGGAGCUGUUGGACCGGAUGAAAGGCGUGAUGACGGAUACGAGUGCGCUUGACAAGCUGCUGCGCCUGUGCGCGACGGUGUAUCUGAAGCGGCACAACUCGCAGGGUACGGCGCAUUUCUUCGUGAACCGCAUGUUCUCGGACAACUUCAAGGUGACGACGCUGCUUGAGCUGGACAUGGCGCGACAGGCGUACAAGGCGGCGAUUGAGAGCGCGGACAAGGUGACGAAUGUGCGGCGCGUGCUUGCUGCUGCCCUGGCCCUCAACAAGAACGCCACCAUCACCCGCUGCCAGACGUGGCUCAAGAACCAUGCACCAGCAGAGUAGUGUGUGUGUUGUGUGUGUGAUAGUGUGUGAUAGUGU